AUGGUGUUGCAGGUCCGACAAGACCAGAUAGCGUCCGAGGUGUGGAAGGGCAAAGACAGGGUCAACUUCCUGGUCAGGCUCGGGCCAUCAAAUGUGCUGAAAGGACGGGAGGCCCGGAUUAUCGAUGCCAUCGCGUCCAACAUUGGAGCGCCGCAAGCCUUGUAUCAUGUUGCCAGCCGGCUCUGUACGGCCAAUGGCACCGUUGAACUAGCGCUGGUGAACGAGUACAGUGUCCAGGACACGCAACACCCUCCCCCCCUGGUUGACCUUCACAAUUACGUGUGGAAUCACUCCACGAGGUACCAGCAUGAGAGCCCGGCGAGUUCCGUCUCCGUGAUAUGA
Messenger RNA from Penicillium expansum, 342 nucleotides. RefSeq lists its product as uncharacterized. The coding region runs from base 1 to 342 and encodes 113 amino acids. Lineage: Eukaryota; Fungi; Ascomycota; Eurotiomycetes; Eurotiales; Aspergillaceae. The transcript has a single exon. The record is from RefSeq and is a predicted model, not a curated record.